AUGAUAAAAUAUCUAGGCUUACCACUGGUAGCUGUUGCGACGAAAUUCGACCAGCUUUGUCCAAAGAUAUAUGAAGAUGCUGAUUACGUAUAUAAGAGCCCAAAAGCUCGCGAUGAGACAAAGGAGGUGUCAUUAGCUUUAGGUAUUCAGAUGAGACAUGUAUUCCCAAUUGUCAACUACAUUGACGAUCGUGAUAUUAGUAUAGGAAAAAAUCGCUUGGCUCUCCAGGCCUUGAAUACAAUGGUUCAAAUGAUACAGGAUCAUCUUCAGCACAACAAAGGAAUUGUUAAAAGCAAUGACAAGUGGGAAGAGCGAGAGAAACGGCUACCUCCUUUGAGACAUUUAAAUGAAAAAACAAUUACACUGAAGAAAUUGCAAGAUGAAAUGUCAGAGCUCGGAGACAGCAAAUUACGGAUUCUUGUCGUCGGACCGACAAAUUCUGGGAAAUCAAGUUUCAUUGAUUCGAUUUCGUCGACACUUAGGGAUGAUAUUGUAAAUAAGGCGGUGGGAGGACGCUCGGCUAGUUGGGGACCCGAAGGCGUCUCUUCCACAGAGAAGUUUCAGAUGUAUCCGAUCAAAUACAAACAUGAAUCAGGGCGCCUCAAAAGUAUCAACGUAUCCUUUGGAGACACACCUGGAUUUCAAGAAAUGGGAGGCAUUACAGUGGAUCAUGUCAACUGUAAAGAUAUUCCAUACAUAGUCGUUUUGACAAAGGGCGAUAAGGACAACCAAGUGGUAAUGACAGCCAAGCGCCGUGUUUUUGGUAGCAAAACCGUUAAAGAGUGCAAAGAAAAACUCAUGGACCUUUUUAAGCUGAGACAGAGUGUAAUUUUUCCUGUUGUUAAUUACGUUCAUGAAACUGCAGUGGAUCUUCAAGCUGAUGCUCUUUUAAUAGCUGCAUUCAGUGAGAUAUUGAAGAUAGGAAUGGAGUAUUUGGAGGAAAGUGAUGUGGAAAGUUAA
This is a messenger RNA of Mercenaria mercenaria, 960 nucleotides long. RefSeq lists its product as uncharacterized. The transcript is spliced from 7 exons. The coding region runs from base 1 to 960 and encodes 319 amino acids. Lineage: Eukaryota; Metazoa; Mollusca; Bivalvia; Venerida; Veneridae. The record is from RefSeq and is a predicted model, not a curated record.